AUGGAGAGCAUUCCCGUGGCUCUUCUGGUCGAUUUUUUGCACGCAGCUCUUUCUAGCAAGCGCCAAGACAGAGCAGUGCACCGCACAUCUUGCGGCGCAGCCAUCAAGGCAUUGCGCUGGCUGGCCAAGCACCUGCAAUGGCAAGCCCUCCAGCUAUGCGCGCAAAACAAUUUGGUGACCUCCUAUUCCAAGCAAGUCGAAGCAUAUGAUAAACGCGAGGCAGUGCCACUGCCCCUGUCCCUGGUCCUUGCGUGGGAGCAAUGCAUAUGUCGCAGCGACGCCCCGCUGACCACCAAGCUUGUCCUAGGGGCAAUUCUGGUCUGCACGCGCAGCAGCAUACGCUUUGGCGAUGCACAGCGUGUGCGCUGGGGCUCACUUCAACUGAGUACACAAGGCCUGCACGCCACCGCAUACGCAACUAAAACCACCAAAGCAGGGCAACCCUUCUUCUGCGCCUGGCACGGCUUGUCGGGGCGCGAUGCAAGCACUUCAUGGCUUCUGCACUGGCUUGCAGCGCUGGCAAGCAUACCUAAGGCCAUCUUCGAGGUACACGCCGACACGGUCGAACCGGAUUACUUGUUCCCGCACCUAGACAUGCACUGCAUCUCAGUGGAGUACCUGGCCCCCGCAAGCUACACACGCACCUUGCUCUGCCUUCGCUGGGCAGCCCAGUCCAGCAUGCUUUCAGGAUCAGCAUCCCUCACGUUGACCCUGCGCAGCAUGAAAUCCACAGCACUCGCAUCGGCAGCCCAGCUCCGCCUCUCUAGGGACGACAGGCUGUCACAGGGCCACCACCGUGACAGCGCACGCCUGUACUCUCGCAACGACACAUUUGCAAGCCUGCGCAUCCAGCGCAGCAUCGCACUUGCAAUCGCGGACGGCUGGCGUCCACAGCGGUCAAUGGCUCGUGGGGGCAGUGCCCCUGUCCCAGAGCCUCCCUUCACUGCACCUCGCACACAUCCAGCAGAGCACCUUUCAACCUCGUCUCUCCUCGAGGGACCUUGGCGCAUCUUCACUUCCAGGCACGAGUCCAUUCAUGCAACGCAGGAACUGGCUGACAGCUCGCCUGUCUCUUCCCCGGCAAGCACGGGUCCAGCUGUCCCUCCAGAGGACCCUGCCAUCGAGCUCGACAAAGCUUCCGACCCAGAAGCCGAAGCAGUAGAGGAAUAUGCUCUCCUGCACGGCUCAUCAGAAAGCGAAGCAGAGGCCACAGCACUGCACGUGGACCUUGACGCUCGCACCUACGUGUGUUCAGGUCCGUGGGGGAGCAUGCACGUCCCCACCGCAGAGUCACUGCAGGCCUACACGCUGGCUCUGCCGAAGCUCGGCUCCUUGGCAGUUUGCAAGCUCCGCGCAGCAUGCGGGGCACACCUUGGCCCUGCCUCGUUCGUAGCCGUAUGCAAAGAGCCCGUCUCUCUCUGCAGGUCGCCGGCUUUUCGAGACGUACCGGAGACCUUGCAGACAGCGUUACAGCAGACAGGUCUCGCUAGCAUUUCCGAUUUUGCCUAUGCCUACACCUCUUCAGAGGAUCUCUCCACGUUCAUCGCAAAGCAAAGCCAAAGCCUCUGGGACGACCUGCAGGUCACAGACCCAGAGCGCUGCCCCGCAGUAGCCUGUCUGCGCAGAGCACUCGACUUGAGCAAGGCAGUCACUCGCGCCAAGGUGGCCGCGCUUACCGAGACCAUGAAAAAUCUGCAGCUCAAGCACGGAAACAAGACGCUCUGCCUACGCUUCAAUCGCGUAGAGUGCAACGACAAGAACUGCAAAUUUGCAUAUCUCUGCGCGGUGCGCCUUCCAAAUGGCCAGGCCUGCGGGCAACGCCAUCCUGCCUCACAGCACCGCACCAAAGCACCAGCUGACAAAGCAGAGCCGCCCGCGCCGCCUGCAGCGCAUACCUGA
Molecule: messenger RNA, 1899 nt
Organism: Symbiodinium pilosum
Lineage: Eukaryota; Dinophyceae; Suessiales; Symbiodiniaceae
Source: the annotation of a GenBank genome assembly